Messenger RNA from Penicillium riverlandense, 4035 nucleotides. RefSeq lists its product as uncharacterized. The transcript is spliced from 5 exons. Gene Ontology annotation, molecular function: 5-oxoprolinase (ATP-hydrolyzing) activity. The record is from RefSeq and is a predicted model, not a curated record. Lineage: Eukaryota; Fungi; Ascomycota; Eurotiomycetes; Eurotiales; Aspergillaceae. Bases 1 to 4035 code for a protein of 1344 amino acids. Gene Ontology annotation, biological process: glutathione metabolic process. Gene Ontology annotation, cellular component: cytosol.
AUGGAUCAGCCUAAGGGAAUCAGCAUCGCCAUUGAUCGAGGCGGGACUUUUACAGAUUGUGUGGGCAACCCAGGAACUGGGCGCUUGGAAGAUGACAUUGUUAUCAAGCUACUAUCCGAAGAUCCCUCUAACUAUCAGGAUGCGCCGCUGGAAGGCAUUCGGCGCAUACUCUCCCGGUUUACGGGCCGCGAAAUCGCCCGCGGCGAGCCUAUCGACACAUCCCCCAUCCAGAGCAUUCGCAUGGGCACCACCGUGGCCACGAAUGCUUUGUUGGAGCGUAAAGGCGAGAGGAUUGCGCUGGUGGUCAGCAAGGGCUUCAAAGACUGCCUUCAGAUUGGCAAUCAGUCCCGGCCCAAGAUAUUUGCCCUGGGAAUCAGACGGCCCGAGGUGCUCUAUGAAGAGGUCAUCGAGAUAGAUGAGCGCGUGACUCUGGAGGAUUAUGCAGAAGAUCCCGAACGCAAUGUCACAGCGACAGUCCCUCGGGAACAGACGGCCCCAAAAGCCGACAUUGUCCGGGGCUUGUCCUCCGAAGCAGUCCGCAUUUUGAAACGGCCGUCAGAGAGCACGGUGAGAUCUCAGCUGCAGCGAGUGUAUGACAAUGGAUUCCGCAGUAUCGCCGUUUGUCUCAUGCAUGGGUACACUUUUCCUGACCAUGAGGCGCUGGUGGGGAGAAUUGCUACCGAGAUAGGCUUCCAACAUGUUAGCCUGAGCCAUCAGCUCAUGCCAAUGAUCAAACUGAUCCCGCGAGCAACUUCAGCAUGUGCCGAUGCAUAUCUGACUCCAACUAUCAAGAAGUAUAUUGCUGGGUUCCAAGCGGGCUUUGAGGGCGGGCUGGGAACCGAGAGUGUGAAGCGACUGGAAGGUGCCCGAGGUGCACGCUGCGAAUUCAUGCAGUCAGACGGUGGUUUAGUAGACGUGGACCAGUUUUCGGGCCUGCGAGCCAUCCUCUCCGGUCCAGCGGGUGGCGUGGUUGGAUAUGCAUUGACUUCAUAUGAUCCGGUGUCCAAGAUCCCCGUUAUUGGUUUUGAUAUGGGUGGUACCAGUACAGAUGUCAGCAGAUACGGAUCUGGUCGAUACGAACAUGUGUUUGAGACAACUACUGCCGGAGUGACCAUACAAUCCCCCCAGCUCGAUAUCAACACUGUGGCGGCAGGAGGCGGCUCUAGGCUCUUUUACCGCAAUGGCCUCUUUGUAGUGGGCCCGGAAUCAGCAGGCGCACAUCCAGGACCGGCGUGUUAUCGCAAAGGCGGGCCGCUGACGGUGACAGAUGCGAACCUCUUCCUCGGUCGACUAGUCCCUGAUUUCUUUCCCAAGAUAUUUGGCCGCAAUGAAAACCAGGGGUUGGACGAGCACGCGAGUCGGCAUUUAUUCGAGAAACUGACAAAAGAGAUCAAUCGUGAAUUAGCCAAGGGAGGGCAGGAUAGAGAAAUGAGUCCCGAUGAGGUUGCCUUCGGCUUCAUCAAAGUCGCCAAUGAGACAAUGACUCGCCCGAUUCGGUCUCUGACAGAAGCAAAGGGACAUGAUACCUCGAAACACCGACUAGCUACGUUUGGAGGUGCCGGUGGCCAGCAUGCAGUGGCUAUUGCCGAGAGUCUGGGGAUUCGACAAAUCCUAAUUCACCGAUAUUCGUCUGUACUUUCUGCAUAUGGAAUGGCUCUGGCCGACGUGGUUGAUGAGAACCAAGAGCCAGAGUCUAAAAUAUGGGUUGAGGAUGACCAGACGGUUCGGCAAGAGCUCAGACGCAAGAUGGAAGAUUUGAAGCAAAAAUCCAAACAAAGGCUACAUGACCAAGGAUUUGACGACGACUCCAUAGUAUUCGAAGAAUAUCUCAACAUGAGAUACCGCGGGACAGAAUCCUCGCUCAUGAUAGUCAACCCCAGCAAAGAAGAAGCGGGUCUUCACUAUGGUGCCGAUGAUUGGGCUUUUGGAAAAGCGUUUAUCGAGCAUCAUGAGCAAGAAUUCGGCUUUACCCUCCCUGAUCGAGACAUCAUCGUGGAUGAUGUACGGGUUCGGGGAAUCGGGAAGAGCUUCCAAAUGUCUGAGAAGACCGUGGAUCAGCAACUCCAGGAGUCUCGACCCAAGGACGUAGUAGAGGGAGCACAUCGCAUGUCUCGGGUGUACUUCGAAAACGGCCGCCAUGAAACCCCAAUUUACAAGCUGGAUGAAUUGAAGAUCGAUGAUCGGGUGACAGGACCAGCGAUUCUGGCUGAUGAUACGCAGACAAUCGUCGUGCCACCAGGUGCCACGGCACUCUUGACAAAGACCCAUGUUGUCAUCAACAUAGGGGAGGCCGACGGCAAAAGCACCAGAAUAGAUACAGCCACCGUGGACCCUAUUAUGCUGAGUGUCUUCUCCCAUCGUUUUAUGGCCAUUGCUGAACAAAUGGGUCGUGCAUUGCAGAAAACAAGUGUGAGCACGAACGUCAAAGAACGUCUUGACUAUUCGUGUGCCUUGUUCGACGCCGACGGCGGGCUCGUUGCGAAUGCACCACAUCUGCCUGUCCAUCUUGGCAGCAUGUCCACUUGUGUCCGUAUUCAGGCCCGCAUCUGGCAGGGCAAGUUGAAGCCCGGCGAUGUCCUUGUGUCCAACCACCCCGAAUUUGGUGGAACACAUCUUCCCGAUAUCACCGUCCUCCAGCCUGCUUUCAGCAAGGGGAAGAUCAUCUUCUACGUGGCGUCUCGCGCACAUCAUGCUGAUAUUGGGGGCAUUCUUCCGGGCUCCAUGCCGCCUCAUUCUAAAGAGCUGUACCAGGAAGGUGCGGCAAUCAAAAGCGAGAAACUGGUUUCAGAGGGCCGAUUCAACGAAGAACGGAUCACUGAGCUUCUUUACAAUGAACCGGCUAAAUACCCCGACUGCAGUGGUACUCGCUGCCUGCCGGAUAAUCUGAAUGACCUCAAGGCCCAAAUUGCUGCAAACAAGAAAGGUAUUAACUUGAUCAGUGCUCUGAUCGAGGAAUACGGCGAAGAGGUCGUCUUGUUCUACAUGCGGCACAUUCAAGACAAUGCAGAGCUUAGUGUGCGCAACCUGCUAAAAGAGGUCAGCAAGAAGUUCUCCGGUCGAGACCUCCGGGCCAUUGACUAUAUGGACGACGGAAGCCCUAUCCAACUGAAGAUCUCCGUCAAUGGGGAUAGUGGCGAGGCUGUUUUCGAUUUUGAUGGAACAGGGCCCGAGGUGUACGGCAAUAUCAACGCCCCUGAGGCUGUCACUUACUCCGCCAUCAUCUAUUGCCUGCGGUGUCUGAUAUCUGCGGACAUUCCUCUAAAUCAGGGCUGUUUGAAGCCAAUCAACGUUCGAAUCCCCCCAAAUUCUCUCUUGUCACCAUCCGAAUCAGCCGCAGUGGUGGGCGGCAACGUUCUCACGAGUCAACGCGUAACUGAUGUCAUUUUGAGAUGCUUCUACGCCUGUGCAGCUUCACAGGGCGAUACAAAUAACCUGACCUUCGGAUUUGGCGGCAAUAUGCAUGGGAAAACAGAGACUAAAGGGUUUGGAUACUAUGAAACGAUCGCUGGAGGCAGCGGGGCCGGGCCGAACUGGGUAGGUACCUCAGGCGUUCACACGCAUAUGACCAACACACGAAUCACCGAUGCCGAAGUGUUCGAGAGGAGGUAUCCUGUCUUGCUUCGGGAGUUCAGCCUACGGCCCAACUCAGGGGGAAGCGGCCUGCAUCGCGGCGGUGAUGGAGUGAUUCGGGACAUCGAGUUCCGGAUCCCAGUGCAGGUAUCGAUUCUUUCCGAGCGAAGAGUUUACCACCCUUACGGGCUAGCAGGUGGUGGGGAUGCUCAGUGUGGUCAGAAUAUCUGGGUCCGCAGAAUACCUAAAUCUGAUGGAGGCUGGGAGGAGAGACACAUCAAUCUGGGAGGGAAGAACUCGGCCCAGAUGCAGCCAGGGGAACGGAUCAUCAUCCGCACCCCGGGAGGGGGCGGUUGGGGUCGGCCUGGAGAUCAGAGCGACCUUCGUGAUGAGCGAGAUGCACGUCAUCCUUGGCAUGGUGGCUCCAUUGCAAACCGCACAGCGACUCAAGAGGCCAGCAUGUGA